CCCAGCCAGUCGCCAUAGCGCCCCGUCGCUUGUACUCCUUAGUGUUAAGAAGCGUAUACUCCCCACCUAGAAAGUUACCUUAAUUUGUUAACUGACAGCUGUCUUCUUCCUAGAUAGUCCAUGUCACUUGUCUGAAGGUGGACGCAGAAAGAGAAGCCUGCCUGUUCCUUUAGGACUUUGUGGAAAAUGUCUGGCAAAUGUUGGCUUUUUAUCCUACCUAUCGUUUGCUUUACAAUCACGCCUUCAGAAGCAGCUUUCGAUUCAGUUUUUCCUAUCCACCAUGAAAAAUCUGAUAAAUGCCUUAGUGUUAUGGAUGCACAGAUUACACUUUCAGACUGCAACCAGGAAAACCCAAUUUUUCUAUGGAAAUGGGUGUCUCAGCAUCGUCUUUUUAACAUGGGAAGUAAAACCUGCCUUGGAAUUGAUUUAAGCAGAAAACAAGAUCAACUAAAAAUGUUUGAAUGUGAUUCAACUAUCAUGUUGUGGUGGCGAUGCAAUGGUACAAUUCUGUAUGGUGCAGCUCAGAACAAACUGGCACUAAAGAAUGAAUCUGUGGUAACAGAUGGCGACAUGUUUGAUGCCUGGAAACAGUAUGGGUCCAAUGACAGUAUCUGUAAGCAACCUUACCAUGAGAUCUAUACAAAAGAUGGGAAUUCAUUUGGGCAACCUUGUGAGAUUCCUUUUAAAUUCAAUGGGACCUGGUAUCCUGAUUGUACUACAAAUGGACCGGGAGGUAAACAGGAAUGGUGUGCCACAACAUUGAAUUAUGAUAUCGAUAAGAAAUAUGGGGUAUGCUUAAAAAAAGAGACUGGAUGUGAUGAUAAAUGGGAAAAAGUUCCUGAAACUCAGAAUUGUUACCAAUUUAACACACAGAGUGCUCUUACUUGGACAGAAGCUCAUGUUUCAUGCAGGAACCAAGGAGGAGAUUUGCUUAGCAUUGCAAAUGCUACAGAACUAAAAUAUUUUGAAGAAAAAGACCUUCCAGACAAGAUGUGGAUUGGUCUAAACCAGUUGGAUAUUUCUAGUGGAUGGUUCUGGUCAAAUGGUAUGCCUUUGGACUUUGUUAACUGGGAAAAAGGAAUGCCAGGAGUGUCAGUUUUAGAUGGAUCAAGCUGUGGAAUGAUCACUUCAUCUGGUAAAUGGCUCAGCUACAGCUGUGAUGCCAGGUUUCCAUACAUCUGUAAAAAGCUGCAGAGUGACUUACAGACUGAGUUGUCAUCAGAUGACUGGAAUUACAAAGAAACAGUUUGUGAUCGUGACUGGCUACCCUACAACGGAUUUUGCUAUUUUUCUCCCAAGAAUAAGGAAUCCUGGGAUAAUGCAAGCCAAAUCUGUAGUGACAAUAACAGUACCUUAAUUAGUAUGCACACUUUAGCAGAUGUUGAAUUAGUAAUUACCAGCUUCCAUAAUGACACUGUAGAAGACAUCUGGAUUGGCUUGCGCAGCGAUAAUGUUUCAGUUCAUUUUAUGUGGUCUGAUGGGUCAAAAGUAACAUUCACUUACUGGGACCGUAAUGAGCCAAAUGCUGCAGUUAACAUUGCUGGUAACUGUGUUUCGUAUUCAGGAAAGCUUGGUCGAUGGCAUGUCAAACCGUGUGAUGAAAAAUUUGGUUUUAUAUGUAAAAGAAAAGGUGAUGCAAAAUUAGGAAACAGUUCAGAUGCUGGCUGUCCUCCAGGAGAGAACUGGAAAAGACACGGUGACUCCUGCUAUAAGGUAGACCAAAAUGAAAUACCCUUUGGAGAAAAUCUGAAUUUAACAAUAAUGAACAGGUUUGAGCAGGAAUUUGUCAACAGCCUGAUAAAAAGAGCAAAAAAUGUUGAAGGCAAAUAUUUUUGGACAAGUCUGCAGGACAAGAACAGUACAGGAGAGUACACAUGGGGUUCUCUUGAAAAUGAAGUGUCCUAUACAAACUGGAAUUCAUUUCAACCAGAUUUUCCUGGAGGAUGUGUGGCAAUAGCAACUGGAAAAUCUCUUGGAAAGUGGGAGGUCAAAGACUGCAAAAACUUUAAAGCUUUUCCUGUCUACAAGAAACGUAUUGGAACUUCAAAACCUCCAGCAGUGCAGCCAGACCCUACAGCACCAUGCCCUGUUGGCUGGCGGAGUGGAAACACACCAUAUUGUUACAAGCUUUUCCAUCGUGAACGUAUAACAAGAAAAAGAACAUGGGAGGAAGCCGAACAAUUCUGUGAUGCUCUUGGAGCUCAUCUUCCAAGUUUUAGCCACAUGUAUGAAAUGCAAGAUCUUCAUGAUAUACUCAGAGAGCAGAUAAGUGAUGACCGUUGGGUCUGGGCAGGGCUGAAUAAAAGAAAUCCACUUUCUGAAGGAUCUUGGGAAUGGAGUGAUAGCAGACCAGUUUCUAUUGUUAUUGUUCCAUAUGAUUUUCAGGAAGAUGAUGAUGACAUUAGAGACUGUGCUGCAUUUAAGACAAAAACAUCAACAUGGCACAUGUCCUUUCUCCUUCCAUUCAUUGAACAAAGAAAGAAUGACUUUUACUUGCAUCCCUUUCGUUGUGAUGUUAAUUUGGAGUGGAUAUGCCAAAUUCCCAGAGGCAUUCCUUUGAAAACUCCUGACUGGUAUGUUCCAGAUGGAGCUGGCAUUAAUGGAUCCCAAUUAAUUGUUGAUGGAGAUGAAUAUUGGUUUGUUGAUGACAAAUUGAUGACCUUCCAGGAAGCAACCAUAUACUGUAAAGGCAAUGGUGGUGAACUGGCUUCUCUAGAGUCAAAUGCAGCUCUGCAGGCAGUACAGAAAAAAAUUAAACAGAUUUCUAAGAAUGAAAAUCAAAGGUGGUGGAUAAAAUCUUUGAAUUUUUUCUCUGGAUAUCAUCGCCCACGGUUUCACUUCUAUCCAUUUUGGUAUGGACAUCACAGAUGGCAGAGAGACUGUACCUCUAUUACAGGAAGGAUUUUUGGAGACUUUACGUACAGAGAAAUGGACUGCAACCAAUACUAUCCAUUUGUUUGUGAGAAGAGAAACAUUUCAAUGCUGGAUAUUAAUUAUCAGACUCCACAAAAACCAGUAGGAGCAUGUCCUGCAGGUUGGGUGUCCUUUGGACAAAAGUGCUUUCUUUUGAUAAAGCCCUCAUACAGUGACUUUGCAAAAGCUAAUGACAUUUGCCAGAGUCAUGGAGGCACAUUACCAAGCAUUUCAAACCAAGCAGAGCAAGAUUUUAUCACACAAACCAUUCAAGAUUUUAAAAAGCAGUGGAUUGGGCUGAAGAUUUCCAUAUCUUCAGGUAUUGGCAAAUGGAUAGAUGGUACAGCUGUAGCGUAUAAGAAUUUCAAUCCUUUGUUUGAUGGAAGGCCAAUGUAUUUAUCACUUCAUGAGUUUGCUGGUGAAAAUGAACUAUGUACUGUGCUUCUAAACGAUCCUGCUUCUUCCUUUGUGGGAACUUGGAAUAUUACGUCUUGCAGUCAUGCUCAAAAUUUCUCACUCUGCCAAAACUUUCAAGAUCCCAAAGUGAACGUCACUAAUCCAAUGUUAAAUCUGAUCUCUGAGUAUAAAGGACAUAACUACACCAUAAUCCAUACGGAAGUGGUAUGGGAUGAUGCAGUGAUAAAGUGUGCAGAGAUAGGUAUGCAGCUUGCUAGCAUCAUGGAUGAGUACCACCAGGCUUAUCUUGCUGUGCAAGUCUACACUCUUGGUUUCCCUUUGUGGAUUGGACUCUCCAGCAAAGAUGAUGGAAUACAUUACAGCUGGUCAGAUGGAAGAUCUAUUUCGUACAGUCGUUGGGCAGAAAAUGAACAAGGAACUGGAGAAUGUGUUUAUUUGGAUACUAACGGAUUCUGGAAAUGUGCAGAUUGUUAUACAAAACAACAAGGAGCCAUCUGUUAUGCUACAAAAGACGACAAUCCAGCCAAAGUGCCCAAUGAAGAAAUAGCCCAUUGUCCUCAUAAAAUUGGAAGUACACCUUGGGUAACAUUUCAAAACAACUGCUACACUUUCCAGAUCAAUCAGAAGAGGUGGCGGAACAUUAAUCUAAAAGAAGCUCAUAUUGCCUGCAAAAACAUAGAUGCAGAUGCAUAUGCAUUAAACAUUAGAAGUGAACUUGAAAAUAACUUUGUGGUAGAACAACUCAGACCAUUUGCUGACUUAGUGCAGUGGAUUUGGCUUGGCGUAAUCUAUGACAAAAAUGAAGAGAAGUUCAAGUGGCAUGAUGGAACAUAUGUUCAGUAUUCAAACUGGAAAAAUGGAAGACCUGUUACGACCGACAAUGAUUUUCUGGCUGGAUUAAACCUAGAAGGUUCAUGGGAAAUAUUAUCAGUAUCACAAAAAACAUAUUUUCAGCAGCACAGUAUUGUUGUCUGCAAGAUUGACAGAGAACCUAGUACUGUCUACAACUCAAGUUUGGCAGAUACCAUACCAUAUGGAAAUUAUACCUACACAAUAAUAAGGAAACAAAUACAGUGGUAUGAUGCCUUGAGAGAGUGCAAACAGAAAGGAUAUGAUUUGGCCAGUAUCCAUAAUGAAGCACAGCAGUUAUUUCUUGAACGUAUAGCGAAAAUUGAUGGCUUCCCUUUGUGGACUGGACUGUCAAGCCAAGAUGAAAGAAGCUCAAACUUUGAAUGGGCUGAUGGCAGUCAAUUUGAUUACAAGUCACAGCAAUUUGAAAAUGCCAGCCGUGAUGGCAACUGUAUGUACCUAGAUGAAAAAGGAAACUGGAAAUAUGACAAUUGCACAGUGAAACGAGAUGGGGCCAUUUGCUAUAAGACAACAGUGAAAAGUGAGAAAUUAGACCAGAAUGAAAUUUCAUCUGAUUGUCCUCAGAGCAAGGGAACAUCAAACUGGGUCAAGUACAAAGAUUACUGCUAUGCAUUUGAUAUGAACCUCUACAAUUUUUCAGUAUAUGGAAUGAAAGAAGCUAAGACGAUUUGCCAGAAACUUGAUACUUCUGCUUAUCUUUUGAGCAUAAAGAAUGCUGAUGAGAAUGCCUUCAUCUCUAAGCAUAUAAAGGAGAACAUGCUUAUCACAGAAAGAGUCUGGCUUGGGAUUUCAGCAGACGCCAAAAGUCACAAUUGGCGCUGGCUCAAUGACUCAGAAGUGUCAUAUUAUAACUGGGAAAAUAAACUAAACACGGAUGGGAGGAAGAGUUGUGCUGUCAUCUUGUCUUCAAAUGGAACAUGGACUGCAGUCAGUUGUGAAAAAGGCUUCAGCAGGAUUGUUUGUAAAGUUCCCAUACGAAGUAACAAAAAAAUAGCGGCAGUGGUAUUGGCUGUGUUAAUUGUCUUUAUGCUCAUAGCUGGACUAAUCUGGUAUGUCUACAAAAAUGGAAGGCUAAGACAUAUGGGCUUCUCAGCAGUACGCUAUGAACGCAGCUUUAAUGAUGACGACACAAGAACAUUUAUAGAUGCCAGUUUUUAAAGAGCCUUCCACAACAAAAAUGAAGAAAAAAAUGGCAAAAAGUCAUACAGAAAAAUUAAAAAGCAAACGAAUACAGAAACGCUGUGACUGGUACAAACACCCUCAUUUAUAGCUUCAGCUGUAAUCAUUUUAAUGUCAAAAUACAAGCAUGGCCAAUAUAACAUUACACAUCCAUGUACAUAUUUGGGCACUGUUUAACAGUUACAUCUCUGCUGAACCUGGAAGCCAUAUUCAUGUAAGACAAGAAUUAAUUACUGAACUAAAGACUAAUAUGUUCUGAGAAUGUCUGUCACAACCUUCAUUACUUUAAUGACUAUCUGGCAGUUGACACAGGUGUUAAAGAGCUGCUUAUGAGCUGUUUCCAGUGGUCCAGAGUAAAUUCCGCUGUGUGAUUCUGAGAAAGUCAUUUCACCUGACAGUGCUCCCAGGCUGAGUCUGGAAAAGGCCCAUGGAGAUCAGUGCUCUACCCAAGUCAACAGAUACAAUUAAAAUAAAUAAUCUGCUUGGUUGGUAUAAUAGUUAAGGUCUUUAGUUUACUGACAAAAAGUGCAGGGUUUGAUUCUCAAAUGGGAUAAUUGGCUAAGCUUAAAAUGGCCAGCAAGAGCAGUUAGCCUAGUAUGAAUUUAUGAAACUUUAUCUUUCAGACAUCAGACCGAUAUUAAGGUUCAUGACCCUAAUCAAUUGCCAGAAUAUCACAGUAGUGACAUACCAGUGCAAAAGCAAAGCAACGCAGGCUAAGGCACGUGGUUGUUUGAAUACCUUUUCAAACCAUCCUCAGCUGAACUGCUAUGCUACAUUUUAACAAACUGAAAGCAUUGAUAGUGAUAUCAGGUAGAAAAGUUCUCUGUGUAUUGUUACCUACAGGCUCAUACGAAAAGGCAUAUCUCUUUAACUAAAAUUAGUUUGCCAUUGAAUGUUUAUUGUCGUGCAAACACACAGCUACAUGUCUAAUUGGGUACUGUUAUGGCUUGAUGAGAUACUCCUAGUAUUUAUGCUUGGCCUUUGCAAAAGCAUAAUACACGACUUCAAUCCCAAAUAAAUGCAGAUAGUAGUAGUGCCUGUUAUAAUGGCAGUCAUUUACUGUAUACUGUUUUGUUUUUGUUUGUAUGCAGUUACACAAAAUGUUAGUACAGCCAGUGAUUUCAACAGUGUACCUCCUGUCUGUGCAUUAACAUGAAAUGUUGUUGGUGUCCACAUUACAUUUAUCACAAGAUCUGAGAACAUUUAGGUAAUGUGUAAAUACACAACUGAAGGACUAAAAUAGUACUGGAAAAUAAGAUGUUAUGGAGAAAAAAAUGAAUCUAAUGUGUUAAGAAAACCUACAUGCUGCAUUUUUCUAAUUUGUUUACCAAGGGCUGAAGUAAUAGUUGUACUUGAAGAUGUGGAUAGUUUACUCUUACAAGUUUUGUUGAAUCCAUACAUGCUUUAUAAAGUGGUGAAUUGGAAUUAGUAGCAACACCAUGCCACUUUAAGCAUUAGAGAUCAGAUUUUUAGUUCACCUUCACAGUCCUGAAGGUUUUUAAUAAAUGGCAAACUUGACAUUACAUCCAUACAUGUGGACAGUUUCUUAAGAUUAUUACAACUGAUUCCAGCAUUCUUCUUUGUGCUAGAAACCCAUGUACACAUUAUUGUAUUGAUGAUAUAUAUAUAUAUAUAUAUAUAUAUAUAUAUAUAUAUAUAUAUAUAUAUAUAUAUAUAUAUAUAUCAAAGCUCACUAAAAUCAGACAUUUUGACUAAGAAA
Molecule: messenger RNA, 7099 nt
Organism: Protopterus annectens (West African lungfish)
Lineage: Eukaryota; Metazoa; Chordata; Ceratodontiformes; Protopteridae
Gene: LY75
Product: lymphocyte antigen 75
Exons: 35
Coding region: 187-5358 (1723 amino acids)
Molecular function (GO): signaling receptor activity; oxidoreductase activity, acting on paired donors, with incorporation or reduction of molecular oxygen; iron ion binding
Source: RefSeq, a predicted model, not a curated record